Molecule: messenger RNA, 699 nt
Organism: Hibiscus syriacus
Lineage: Eukaryota; Viridiplantae; Streptophyta; Magnoliopsida; Malvales; Malvaceae
Exons: 4
Coding region: 1-699 (232 amino acids)
Molecular function (GO): nucleic acid binding
Source: RefSeq, a predicted model, not a curated record
AUGGACUCUGCUAUUGGUCUUCCUCUGAAUCCUUCCAAAAAGGAUUCUGUUUGGGUGAUUGUAGAUCGACUCACCAUGUCAGCUCACUUUAUCCCUGCUCGGGUUCUGGAAGGCUCUGCACGAGAUCUGGUCGAGUUUGCUUAUAAUAACAAUGAACAUGCAAGUAUUCGUAUGCCACCGUAUGAGGCUCUCUAUGGACGUCGAUGUGAUACUCCUAUCUGUUGGACAGAGUUGCAUGAUAGGAAGACUUUGGGUCCAGAGUUAGUUCGAGAGACUGAGAAUACUAUCAUACUGAUUCGUGAUCUCUUAAGAGAGGCAUUUGAUAGGCAUAAAUCAUAUGCAGAUCAAAGAUGGAAUGAUAUCGAGUUUGAGGUUGGGGAUCAAGUCUUUCUGAAGGUAUCUCUGUGGAAGAAUGUACUGAUAUUUAGACGUAAGGGCUCGAUUUGCCUCCCCAGCUCAAUUGUAUCCAUGUUGAGGCAAUAUCAUCCAGAUCCGGGUCACAAUAUUCAGGACGAAUAUAUAGAGUUAAGACCUAAUUUGUCCUAUGAUGAGGAGCACAUUCAGAUUCUAGAUCGAGAUGAGAGAGUUCUUCGGAACAAGUGUAUUCCGAUGGUCAAAGUUCAGUGGAGUAAUCGUGCCCCACAGAAAUACCUGAGAGAUAUUGGAGUCGAUAGAGACUUAGUUUUCACAUAUGUUUAG